Copidosoma floridanum is the source of this 1161-nucleotide messenger RNA. Its product is annotated as RWD domain-containing protein 2A. Lineage: Eukaryota; Metazoa; Arthropoda; Insecta; Hymenoptera; Encyrtidae. Gene Ontology annotation, molecular function: protein binding. The record is from RefSeq and is a predicted model, not a curated record.
GUCUCUAUCUUUGUUUUUAUAUGCAUAUGUAGUAUAUACCGGAAUGCUGUGCAACAUGCAGUUUGCCACUAAUUUUAUAGUUUGAACUUUUACUUUCACUUUUGCUUAUAUCCAUACGCGUGGAUACCGCGAACUGUAGUGCAAGGUGAAAUAACGUUUUCGUGAUUGUUAACUCGAUAAUUUUUUUCACACUUGGUGUUUUUUGAUGCUUCGUCUAUAUAAUACCAUCACCAUCAAUAGUAAUGUCCAUUGUGUCAAACAUAAAAGUAAAUUUAGAGACUCAAAUUGUCGAACUCGAAGCCCUACAAUCAGUUUACCCCGAAGAAUUAUCGAUAUGUGACCAUGGAAAUUUGGCUGACAUCAAUGAUUACAUUGCUGGAAAGAUUCAAGAAGUUCCGCAAAGGCUAGAAUAUGAUAUAAAAGUUUCAACUUCAAAGGGUACUGUUGAACUGCUUGUGAACCUUCCGUUGGACUAUCCAAAUGUUUAUCCAGAAAUUUACUGCAGAAGCUCAGUUCUGGACAGAAAUGAACAAAUGCAGUUAAACAGAGCACUGCAGUCUUUUACUCAAUCUCAAGAAAAAGAUGAGCCGAUUAUCUACUCUUUGAUUUCUUGGAUCCAAGACAAUGCAGAAACUUACCUGGAGAGCUCCAGCCAGAAUGGAAAAAACACAAGAACUUUGGCUCACAGUGGUAGCAUCAAAAAGAGCAUUGACUUUGCCAGAUACUGGAUUUACAGCCAUCACAUCUACAGUAAGAUCAAGAGAAAACAUAUUGUUGAUCUAGCAAAGGAUUGUAACUUGACUGGUUUUAGUUUUGUUGGGAGACCAGGUAUCAUUUGUUUCGAGGGUGCAUUCGAUGACUGUGAAUAUUGUUGGCAGCAAAUCAAAGCGAUGAACUGGCAACGUAUACUUGUAAAAUUCUUAGAAAAAGAAUUUGAGCCUGUAGAUGACCUUGAUACAUAUAGAAAAUUUUCUGAUUUUCAUGAGAUGUGCUUUCCUACUUUGGAUCGUCAUAAUGACAUGGGUCUAUUAAAAAAGUAUCUAACAGAACAUUGCUUGGAUUAUGCAUUUAAAGAGCUCUUUGGUAUUGAGGACAAAAGUGCUCAACUUGACGACAAAUCUUAAUCUCUAUUUUUAACGUUUUUAAAUUGUACAUAAAAAA